This is a messenger RNA of Cuscuta epithymum, 3895 nucleotides long. The record is from the annotation of a GenBank genome assembly. Lineage: Eukaryota; Viridiplantae; Streptophyta; Magnoliopsida; Solanales; Convolvulaceae.
UUCUGGGUUUCUGGCUUUCUAGUUCGAGUUCAACUUUCCCCACUCCAGAUUUAUCGUCCCCGUCAAAAAAAAUUCUCAAUAAAAAAUAACCAAAUCACUGUUUCAGGAAGGAUCUCCAAGAAAUGAAGAGGACGAAUGCGGGACAACAGAGCCGCCGGCUAAACAAGCGGCGCCUUCCAGAUUCCAGCGCCACUGCCUUUGCUAUUAUUCUCGCAGCUAUUUCCAAAGGUAAUAACUACGGAGGGGAAGAUUUAGCUCUCAUUCAACGAUGCUUAACGAAAUUGCAUCGGUCUCUUUCGCAAAGUCUCUCCACACCUAUCCUAUCCCUGCUUCCCGUCCUUAUCAGCUCCAAAAAUGACGAAGUUGCUUGCAAAAGCAUAGAGAUCGUGGGAGCAUUAUCAUUGAUGUCCAUUGAGAUGAACAAACAGACAGCUUCUGAAGAGCAGAUUGUGAAGGGGUUGGUUGCUUCGUUGAAGAGUUGUAAUAGUCUCAGAUCAAUGGCUGCUUGUAACUCUAUUCUUGAUCUUUCUACCACGUCAAUCGGACGAAAACAUCUUGUGGACUUGUUUGCCAUUGAGAAUCUAAUGACCCUAAUUCAUCUACUCCUAUGGCGUCUCUUCUUUCAGAUGGGAAGUGUACUGAAACAUGCCCCAAAAUUGUUUUCAACGAUGACAAGUUGUCAAUAUUACUUGUGAAUGCUAUCAUAGUUCUUCUUAAUUCAUGCACAAUUGAACAGCUACAUAAGAUCCCAGCAACCCUCUCUAGGGGUUUGCUGUUGCAUUUAAAAAAGGUGUGGGAAGAAGUUCAUCAACUGGAGCUUUGUGGUAUCUCUGGGAAUUGCACACAGGAUGGAGUUUCUUACAUAAACAGUAUCCGGACGAACAAUCUGGCUGAAAGUGUUUUCAGGCUCUCCGUGGAUAUUAAUCCAUGCAGAGCACCUUCAGUUGGGUUUUUCAAUGCAGAAGAUACGAGUUUGGAAAAUUUUAUGUUGAACAUUUGGGAGUCAUCACCCUUUCUGUUAAGAAACUCUAAGAUGAAAAAUAUAUUGAGUUCUUUUAUAGACUUCAGUAAAUUAAGGGAGUCGGUCCCUUUCUUUUUAUCCUCAAUGCUAAGAGGACUUAUUCAUUGUCCACCUAUUCCUUCAGACGAACAUGACAUUCUUCAUUUCCUAGAUGAGGUAAGUAGUAGUUUAGGUUGUCCGAUUGUUCACCAAGAGGAUAUCCGUGUUGUUCAAACAUAUGAUUCAGAAUCUGAGUUGCACUAUUUUCAAACACAAGCAGAUAAUAUAAACUAUGAGUUCCCCAUUAUCUUUAGCAGUACUGAUAUACUCAAGUGUGAGCAAGCAUACAAGGAAGGGUAUACAAUUGCUUUACGCGGUAUGGGGUUUCGAUAUACGAGCAUUGCUUCUGUUGCGGAUGAAGUGGCAUCCAUGUUUGGUCAACCUUCAAUAGGAGUAAACUUGUACGUGACACCUCCCGGCUGUCAGGGGUUGGCUUGUCACAGUGACGAUCACUGUGUCUUUAUCUGCCAACUCGCUGGGGCAAAAAAAUGGCAUAUUUUCUCCCCAGCUGGUAAUCACCUACCUCGCCUGUAUGAAGCUAUUGAGAAGAAGGAAAGAGGUAUAAUGGAUGCAUGCAAAGAAGUUUUGCUGAAAGAGGGUGAUAUUUUAUAUAUCCCGAGAGGCCACCCUCACGAGGCACAUACUAUUGGUUAUGGUGGAGGGUGUGACACAUCCAUUGGCUUUUCCUUGCAUCUAACUCUUUCUAUUGAAGUUGAGCCCCCAUUCGAGUGGGAAGGCUUUGCUCAUGUUGGCUUCUAUCAUUGGUGUAGGAGACAAAGUAUACCUCAAUAUAUACUUGCAGAUUCAGAAUCACCGGUUUUACAUAAGAUAUCAGCAAUCCUGAUUCAUAUUGCCGUGAAACUUUUCGGUGAUACUGACCCAAUAUUUCGGAAGGCUUGUUUAGUUGGUGCACUUUCCUCUGCAUGUGAACAUACAGAUUGGCUCCUUGUUAACCAGAAGGAGAUUUUCAGCCACAUUAUUUGUAAAAUAAAAAGAGAGGCAACGUUUGUAGAUGUGUUGAAACAUGUGGAAGUCGCUGUUGAGAAACACGAAGAUCUCUUCUCUCAUUUCAAAUGGACAAGGCAUUUGUUGAAGGGGGGACACGAAAUGGACACCAAUAGUAUUCAUUUAGUAGAUGCUAAUGAUGUUAUUCAUCAAAUUAGUCAAAACAGGGAAGUGGCAGAAGCCGUUUUUUACCAGGUAAAGUCAAGCUUCUGCAGUGAAGUAGCAUUUGAGGAUGUGCAGCCUGUCUAUGUCACACUGCUUGAUGAUUAUAGGAAGGCACGUAAGCAAUAUGCUAAUGGAAUGCUUUCUAUACAUUGCAAUGACAACUAAGAUGAUACAACCAUUUUUGGUUAAUGUGUCAGUCUUCUGUCAUGUAUCUCAUGGUCAUUGCAUGCAAAUGAAACUCUCAGAAGACAAGGGCAUUAUCGGAAGGAAAUUUUGAUAACUUAUGUCACUGUUCUAGGUAGAGCAGACAGAAUGCUGCUAGUCGGCGAUCGGGAUUGGGUUUUCUUCAUGUAGUAAGAACGGGCUUGGUUGUUGGCCUAGUUGCUGGUCAUGCCACAUUGCCACCAACAGUUUCUCAUUGCCAUUCAAGUUUUCAAUUUUCCUGACCACCGUUGUUACAACACCCUCAUUACUCGUUUGGUCAUAACUCCUAUGUGCUGGACUGAGCCUCUGAUGUGCACGAGUAUAAGGUCUACCGCCGUUAUGAUUAGUUGAGUCACUAUGAUUUACAAUCUUUCAAGUGUUCUGUCGGGUCGGGGGUGGGUGCCGUUGAUGAGUCAACCCUCUAGACAAAUUCAAUGAUUUCCUUUUAAAUUUCUAUUGAUAUGACUAUAUGAGUGAUAAAAAAAGUUCUACUCUUUAAUCAAAUCCCCCAAAAGUCAAGAAAUGUCAAAAGUAUUUGAAAUAUGUCAGAAUUAUUGGUAUUCUCGUUAUCUUUUCUAUGUAAACCUACACAAAUCACAAAUCAUUUUCUUUAUAAAAAUUCCGAUAUUGAUAUCUUAAAAUCCACCGAAUGAAAUGUAUAAUAUUAUCAUAGAUACAGAUGGUUUUAUACUUUGUUUCAAAGAAAUAACAAAUUUUCGAGUUCCAUUGUAUAUUUACCAAGGAAAUAUGGCAGCACCGCAAAUCCACAAGGAUCAAAUAAAAGCUGACCAUGUCCUCAUUUUUAAAAUGACUGAAUUGCCCCUGACUUUUAUUUACUUUACAAUCAUAAUAAAACAUAGCAGCUGCCACCCGGGAGAAGUAGAUAGGGUUCGUGGUGUGAUCAGAAAUAUGCUCAUAACAAAUAUCCACCCCUUUUCCAACAGAAAUACGGAUACCAUUUCAUCUUAUCUGUUUGUUCAUAAAUGGAAGAUCAGCUCAAGAAAACAUGGAGUUCUUGCACUUGCAGGAAAGAGAAAAUCAUCACCACCUCAAGAAAACCCCAUUUUGCCUCUGAAACUGUCCAAAACUACUCUUGCUCAGUCUGCCCUCGGAGUUUUUGCAUUGGGGUUUAUAGAUGCAGGGUACAGUGGAGAUUGGUCACGGAUUGGGGUCAUCCCUAAGGAGAGCGAAGAUGUGCUGAAAAUUGCAGCAUUUUUUGUGGUUCCUUUGUGCCUAUUUAUCAUUUUUUGUUUUUCCAAGAAAACAGAGGAUUGAAAUAACACACAUUAGUAUCUCUUCUCACCCUGCCAAAUUCAAUGAAUUCAUUGACCUAUCCUGUUAGUAUGUUUUGAAUCAGAUCACAUUGUGUUCAUUGAAGCAGAGGUUUUCCCUUGGAAUGGAAUUCUCACACAUGGGAGUAAUCCCUAAUUGAAUCGGCCAUAAGAUAGUUAAAUUUGAUUU